AAGAAGCCAAAUCAAAGGAAGCGCAAGCCAAAUUAUGCGCUCAUUCACAGCAAACCAUUACCGUUGAACACUUUCGCUCUCCCGAGCUUCCACCCUACAAAUCCCAUCUCAUUAUUUCGUGUAGCAUAUGCUAUUCUAUCACAAUUCUUUCGUCCUCCAUCAUCGCAUCCAUCAGCACCAUAUAACAGCUAUUUGUCCCUCGAGACCCGGGCUAUCCAGGUUACAGAUCCACGCCAAGUUCGCGCAUUAUGGGAGAUGGGCUUCUUCGGCAAAGGCACUCUAAGUCGUAGCGAACCGAGCUGGCGAGAUCGAGAAGAGGCUCGGCUCAAAGCGAAAAGAUCUGGAGGUGGUACUGCUGAAGAAGUGACCAACGCGCGACGAGAGAAGCGGAGGGCGUUCAAACUGGAGCGAGCUCGAUUGGAGAGAGAGAAGAUAGAAAUGCAACGACUGGUUGAAGAAGGUCGCCUCGAUCCAUCAGCGCUGAAUCCUGUUCCAGUUAUUGCAGACGAUUCUGCUGCCAACAGCGAAACCAAGGAAGUCACAGAAAACUCUUCGCCAGCCUCGAAAGAACAAGGUGGAACUGUGUCUGAUGCUCAGCCUACAGCGAGCAAUUCAGUCGGACACAUUUGCACAGAAUCUGCCAUCACUUCCGGUGCAGCAGAUCGUCCAGCAAAUGUAGAAAAUCUCGAUCUGGUCGAAUUUGCGGAACAGGAACAUCUUCAACUCACCUUUGAAGAGGCUUUCUUCCUGGCGUAUGGUCUCGGAGUUCUCGCCAUCGAAAUCUCGCCCGAGAGCGCAACAGCGGGCAAGACAUUGCUCGAUACCAGCUCUAAUUCCGCACUGCUUCGCAUUUUCAGCAACUUGACCUCGUUUCCGCCUCGUCCUUUAGCCACCCCUCUCCGACCUGACGACCCCUUUCUUCUCUCAUACGUCGUCUACCACCAUUUCCGGUCCUUGGGUUGGGUGGUCCGCGGAGGUGUCAAAUUCGCUGUCGACUAUAUGUUAUACAACCGUGGCCCGGCAUUUUCCCAUGCUGAAUUCGCCGUCAUCAUUCUGCCAGCCUACUCGCAUGCGUAUUGGAGUACAGAUCAGGGAAAAGCUGAACGGAGCCUAGGACGUGAUGGAGAGGACAGAAGUCGGGAGUGGUGGUGGCUACAUUGUAUCAAUCGAGUUCAAAGUCAGGUCCUGAAAAGCCUGGUCUUGGUCUACGUUGAUGUGCCACCUCCCUCGUCGUUCUUGCGAGAUGCAGCUGGCGAAGUCACAGACCUGGGGGGAAUGCUAAGAUCGUACAAGAUCCGCGAGUUUGUGCUGAAGCGAUGGGUGGCGAACCGGACUCGGAAUUGA
Messenger RNA from Dissoconium aciculare CBS 342.82, 1344 nucleotides. RefSeq lists its product as uncharacterized. Gene Ontology annotation, molecular function: nucleic acid binding; tRNA-intron lyase activity. NCBI's taxonomy places the organism in Eukaryota, Fungi, Ascomycota, Dothideomycetes, Mycosphaerellales, Dissoconiaceae. Gene Ontology annotation, cellular component: tRNA-intron endonuclease complex. The annotation marks the transcript as partial. The record is from RefSeq and is a predicted model, not a curated record. Gene Ontology annotation, biological process: tRNA splicing, via endonucleolytic cleavage and ligation; tRNA-type intron splice site recognition and cleavage. The transcript has a single exon.